Molecule: messenger RNA, 772 nt
Organism: Eruca vesicaria subsp. sativa (arugula)
Lineage: Eukaryota; Viridiplantae; Streptophyta; Magnoliopsida; Brassicales; Brassicaceae
Source: the annotation of a GenBank genome assembly
CGGCGGCUUCUCUUAGAGUUCUUACUUAGUCGCAAGAAGGAAAAAUGCCGGCGGGACAUGGAGUUCGUGCGAGGACAAGGGAUCUGUUCGCGAGGGGGUUCAGGAAGAAGGGUACAAUCCCACUCUCGACAUACCUCAGAACAUUCAAGGUCGGCGAUUACGUCGAUGUGAAAGUGAACGGUGCGAUACACAAGGGUAUGCCUCACAAGUUCUACCAUGGUCGUACCGGCCGUGUCUGGAACGUCACCAAGCGCGCCGUCGGUGUCGAACUCAACAAACAGAUUGGAAACAGGAUCAUAAAGAAGAGGCUUCAUGUGCGUGUGGAGCAUGUGCAGCAGUCAAGGUGUGCUGAGGAGUUCAAGCUGAGGAAGAAGAAGAAUGAUGAGCUUAAGACCGCAGCUAAAGCCAGAGGUGAGACAAUAAGCACCAAGAGGCAGCCUAAAGGACCCAAACCAGGAUUCAUGGUCGAAGGUAUGACCUUGGAGACUGUCACUCCUAUCCCCUACGACGUCGUCAACGAUCUCAAGGGAGGCUAUUAGUGUUUUACUUUCUUCCACCCCCAGUGUUUUGCUCAGACUUUUUUUUGGCAGUUUUCUUCCAGCUAGUGUUUGAUCGUUCUUCAUGUUUGUUGGCUACAGUUACAAUUUCUGUGAUGCUUUCUUAUUCAGAAGUUUGUCUCUUUUUCUUCAAAGUAAUAACAUUUACAAUCUCCUACUUAGUUGUUUCGAUGUGUAAAAUCAUACACCACUUAUAAUGCUGCUGAUGCCUUCAA